Ilex paraguariensis (yerba mate) is the source of this 840-nucleotide messenger RNA. The record is from the annotation of a GenBank genome assembly. Lineage: Eukaryota; Viridiplantae; Streptophyta; Magnoliopsida; Aquifoliales; Aquifoliaceae.
AUGAAGAGCCUAGUCGUCCAAGUCCUCACCGGACGGUGGUUCAUGGUGUUCGCCUCCUUCCUCAUCAUGUCCGCCGCCGGCGCCACCUACAUGUUCGGCCUCUACUCCACCGACAUAAAAGACUCCCUCGGCUACGACCAAUCCACCCUCAACUUGCUCAGCUUCUUCAAGGACCUAGGAGCCAACGUCGGCGUACUCUCCGGCCUCAUCAACGAGGUUACGCCGCCGUGGGUGGUGCUCUCAAUGGGUGCAGUACUUAACUUCUUCGGCUACUUCAUGAUCUGGCUAGCUGUAACCAAAAAAAUUUCAACACCCCAAGUUUGGCAGAUGUGUUUGUACAUGUGUAUCGGGGCAAACUCUCAGGCUUUCGUUAACACCGGAGCUCUGGUCACCUGCGUCAAGAACUUCCCGGAGAGCCGAGGCGUCGUGUUGGGUCUUCUCCAAGGUUUUGUGGGUCUAAGUGGUGCGAUCAGAACCCAACUAUUUCAUGCAGUUUAUGAUAAUGACACAAAAUCUCUCAUUCUGAUGAUCGGAUGGAUGCCGGCGGCGAUCUGGUUUCGUUUUUCACAGAGUGAGUAUGGUGGUAGUGCAGCCACAGUUCUGAUCUUGCUCUUUUUGCCUCUAGCUGUUGUUAUAAGAGAAGAGUAUUAUCUAUGGAAGACGAAGAAAGAAGCCAUGGAUAAUCUUUCCCAGCUGGAGAUCACAACAGAGUUGCCGAACACCGAGACUACGUUGCCUCCGCCACCAGCACCGUCAUCUUCGUCCACCGCCGCUACUGAACUAUCCAGUUCACAAAAGGAANUUUUUUUUUUUUUAUCAGAAGCUUUUACCUGUGAUUGA